Molecule: messenger RNA, 2568 nt
Organism: Bombina bombina (fire-bellied toad)
Lineage: Eukaryota; Metazoa; Chordata; Amphibia; Anura; Bombinatoridae
Gene: PDLIM1
Product: PDZ and LIM domain 1
Biological process (GO): muscle structure development; actin cytoskeleton organization; heart development
Cellular component (GO): filamentous actin; Z disc; adherens junction
Molecular function (GO): actin binding; muscle alpha-actinin binding
Source: RefSeq, a predicted model, not a curated record
GUGACCCCGGGAAGCAAAGCUGCAGACGCUGACCUCUGUAUUGGGGAUGUGGUGAUCUCCAUUGAUGGACAAAGCACAGAUGGAAUGACUCAUUUAGAGGCUCAGAAUAAGAUCAAAGGCUGCGAGGACAAUUUAUCACUCACAAUAAACCGGUCUGAUUCUAAAAUUUGGUCCCCUAUAGUAAAUGAAGAUGGAAAACCAAACCCAUACAAGAUGAAUUUGGCAGCUAACCCCCAGGAAGUAAAACACAUAGGAGCUGCACAUAACCGAAGUGCUUUGCCGUUCAAUGCCGCUCAAGCUUCCAACACCCCCAAAGUCAUCACUGCCCAGUACAACAGCCCUGCAGGCCUCUAUUCCUCUGAGAACAUAGAAAGCUUCAAUAGUACGCUGGAGACCAAGUCCUCCUCUGGUGCCCAAGUGCCAACUCAAGCUGCGGAGCGAACACAACCAGCAAACAGCCGAGCUAUUGACAAAGACUCAGAAGUGUACAAGAUGCUGCAGGAGAACCAGGACUCAGGAGAGCCCCCGCGACAGUCGGCUUCUUUCCUGGUUUUACAGGAAAUUUUAGAGACUGAUGAGAAAGGAGAGAAGCCCUCUGGGUUCAGGAGUGUCCGGCCUCCCACAAGCAAAGUGGCAGCAUCAGUGGGCAGUGGGCAGAAGCUGCCGAUCUGUGACCACUGUGGAUCUGGCAUUGUGGGAGCGUUUGUGAAGAUUCGUGAUAAACCUCGUCACCCAGACUGCUACGUGUGCACUGACUGUGGUACAAACCUCAAACAAAAAGGACACUUCUUUGUGGAGGAGCGGAUGUACUGUGAGAAGCAUGCUCGGGAACGCAUGGCACCGCCUGAGGGAUACGACGUAGUCACCGUCUUCCCCAAAUAAACACAUAGCAUUUUCUUUUUUUAUUUUCUCUAAAUCUGAUGGAGUGAAAAACAUUUUAUUGGCUGAUUAUAGAGAUGAGUUCUGUGUUAGCAGAAAAAGAAAGAAAAAAUAACUUUUCUGUGGAAGUGUUUGUAAAAUGAUCAUUUCAUAACAUUUUAUAAUUUGUCUUUUUAUUGCUCCUCACAAUGAAAACCACUGGUUCAGAUAACUGUGGCAUGUUCUUUCCUGAAACUGGAGAUGUAGAAACCAGAAAAAAAAUACAAUGUGAUGAUUUUAAAUAGGAUUUAUAUAAAGUCUCCCAAAUAGAAACAACAUGUUAUGUAUAAAGGUAUUUUAAACAAUCGGUGACAGAGAUGGCUUAUUGCUAAACUAAUCAGUAGCUAGAAGAUAGCGUGUGACUGGGGCAGCGCUAUACAAAUAAAUGAUAAUAAUGCUCAGUAACAGAACAAGAGUCCUGACGUUCUGGGGGUGAAUAACUCGGGCUACCCAGGCACUCAUCUACUUGAGCACAUCUGGCAUUUUCUCUGCUGGUUUGUGGGGCAUGCGGUGUCACUGGCUGCUGAAUCAGUUUGCAGUUAGCGCUGCCGCAGGUUACAGGGCUUGUGAGUAUUAAAACAUGGGGAACUGCUCCUUCAUGUUUAUUUUGCAUGUGUUAUUGCUCAUUAAAACACCACCUAUUGUUAUCAAGGAUGCGCCCAUUAAAAUAGGAGGAACCUGCAGAAAGAACAGACCUGCUCACAGGGGUGUAACUGUAUAUAUCGGCACCAGGGCAAAGCCUGUGUUGGGCCCCCCCUUUUAUGGAUAAUAAUCAGCAGAAGCUGAGCCAGCAGCUGCAUAGGAGUAACAAGACCUCCUUCACUGGUUAGUCCUCAUCAGAAGGUUCCUGUACAAACAUGGCAGCAGGAUUAGUCCUCAUCAGAAGGUUCCUGUACAAACAUGGCAGCAGGAUUAGUCCUCAUCAGAAGGUUCCUGUACAAACAUGGCAGCAGGAUUUCCACUAAUAAUUACAAGGCCAGAUGGGCCCCUAUGGGUGCGUGCGCAGUCUCAGUUGAGACACCCGGCCUGCUCAUGUUAUUGCAUUCUGUACACGCAGUCUAAUACCAUUGAAAUGCUAAUUAAAGGGAUAGGCUAGUCAUGAUUCAGAGAGAGCAGCAAUUUUAAGCAAUUUUCUAAUUUACUCCUAUUAUCAAUUUCUCUUUGUUCUCUUGGUAUCUUUAUUUGAAAAAUCAGUAUUGUACGCAUAGGAGCCAGCCCAUUUUUGGUUCAGAACCUGGGUAGCACUUUCUGAUUGGUGUCUAAAAGUUUACAUUCAAAUAAAGAGAACUUACAAAAUUUGAUAAUAGGAGUAAAUUAGAAAGUUGCUUAAAAUUGCAUGCUCUAUCUGAAUCAUUAAAGUUUAUUUUUAACUAGACUGUCCCUUUAAGGCUGGGGAUGUUCGAUUAACAAAACCAGCUAUUUAUCCCCUUCGUUACCAGGAAUUUCAGAGAAAAACUUACCCAUAAUACUACAGAAUGUUUAGCAUUUUUGCUAUCACCCCAUUUAAACAGAAAUAGAGCCUUGUUUUAUGUUAAAUUAACACCCAAUGUAUUGAUCUAGUCCCAUUUAGGUAUAUUUCAUGCCACUGUUUAGCUGACAAAUGCGAUCAUUUUAAACAAUAAAUAAAUUGUUAAUUUUUUUUUUUACAAA